AUGAUGAAGACUGGUAUAGAAGAAGACCAGGUCAGGUUUGUUAUGGAGUCUGACUGCGUGCUGCAGUAUAUGAAGAUUGAACAAUCGCCAACAGCUUAUUAUACUGAGGCUUCUCCAACAAGCUUUACAUUUGGAAACAAUGAGAAGUUCAUGAUUCUGAAAAUUGGGCAUGCUGCCAUUCAGUGUGAUAUUCUCGAGAUAUAUGCUGAAGGAUCGAGAACUAUUACUAAAAAUGUAUUUGAACAUCUUCUGAUGUGGGAUGAUAAAAAUCCAGAGAAGAGGGUCUUCGCCUUGUUUCCACACCAAUUCAAAUUUCUGACAUUAAAUGACGUGAAGAGGGACUACAGAAAACUUCAUAGUGAGUUGUUAGCUAGCUUAGAAAAACUGAAGAAAAACACGGAUGAAACCAAAAGUAUACAAAUUGAAUUACCGCAGAAGCUGAUGACUACUGCUCAUUAUCGACCACAGCAAUCAUCUUCUGGAAUCGUGAUAUCUCCGAAAACAAAGACCCUUUCUAUCGAUUCGGAAAUCAUAAAAAAUAUCUUGGAAGGUAUUUUCCAGAUUACUAAUAUAUUCCUCUCAGCUACAUGUACCAAUGACCGCAUGAUAGGAGUUCGAAGUGUUUGUCUUAUUGGAGGAUAUGCGAACAAUGACAAGAUUCGGGACAUAGUUAAAGAAUAUUUUCGAGAUGUUCCCGUGAUUUUACCACAACAGCCAGAUAGAAUUGUGGUAAUGGGAGCAACAUUAUGUCCUGCACAAGAGAAUGUGCCAUACAAAUUGUCAAUCUUGGGCCAAUUAAACAAGAAAUCUUGA
Molecule: messenger RNA, 813 nt
Organism: Ostrea edulis (European flat oyster)
Lineage: Eukaryota; Metazoa; Mollusca; Bivalvia; Ostreida; Ostreidae
Exons: 3
Coding region: 1-813 (270 amino acids)
Molecular function (GO): ATP-dependent protein folding chaperone; ATP binding
Source: RefSeq, a predicted model, not a curated record